AGGGCGGGGACAGGUAUAUUAAAGGGACCGUCAGCCUGUGCUAUGAUUUAGUAUGGGGAAGACGAGGCGCGGUGACAUGGCUCUUCUUUGGGUGUGGUGCCUCGCCCUUCUGGUAACACUGGUCACCGCCACGCCGCUACCUCAGGAUACGAAAGACCACGCUAACUACGAGUUCCAGUACGGCGUGAGUGACAGCGGCUCUGGCAAUGAGUACGGCCAGCAGGAGUCACGCGUGGGCCAGGACACACGAGGCUCCUACCGCGUGCUGCUCCCCGACGGCCGCUUGCAGGUCGUCAACUACUACGUGAGCGGCGACUCGGGUUUCGUGGCGGAGGUGACCUAUGAGUAUGUGUCCUGACGCGGGCCCGAUGUACAGUCACCCAUCUAAGUACUGACCAGACCCAGCGUUGCUUAACCUCGCUGAUCGGACGAGAGCCUCAUAUUCAGCGUGGAGUGAUCUUUGGCAUUUUUUUGUUUUUUUACUUUGGCACUGUGUAUGUACGGUGUCUCUAUGGCUUGU
Molecule: messenger RNA, 520 nt
Organism: Scylla paramamosain (green mud crab)
Lineage: Eukaryota; Metazoa; Arthropoda; Malacostraca; Decapoda; Portunidae
Product: cuticle protein-like
Exons: 3
Coding region: 53-358 (101 amino acids)
Cellular component (GO): extracellular matrix
Source: RefSeq, a predicted model, not a curated record